AGCUCGACGCUGCAGCUCCAAUUAAUUUUCUACAGCAUAGCACAAUGGCUCCCACACGACUCUGCCGACCCUCCACCCUGCGCAGUGCGGCCAAUGCCUCCAAGCGCUUCUACUCCUCGCCCGCUCAGCCCUCACAAUCGCCAUUCGCGCCUCGACACUUCCUCUCUAUCAGCGAUGUGACACCGCAGGAAUUGACGACGCUCGUUCGAAAUGCCGCCAAAUACAAGGCAGCAGUCAAGUCGGGGAGCAUUCCUGCUCACCUUCAGAACAAGCUGGUUGCCCAAACGGUAGCCCUCAUGUUCACCAAGCGAUCCACCCGAACCCGUGUUUCGACCGAAUCUGCUGUACAAAUGCUCGGCGGACAUCCCAUGUUCCUCGGAUCGAAUGACAUUCAGCUGGGUGUGAAUGAGUCACUCUACGAUACGUCUCUCGUCAUCAGCAGCAUGGUCUCUGCUAUUGUAGCACGAGUCAACGCCCACGCCGAUGUAGCAGACCUCGCAAAGCACAGCAGCAAGCCUGUCAUCAAUGCUCUGUCAGAUCUCUACCACCCUCUUCAGACCAUCGCCGAUUUCCAGACCCUUGUAGAGGCAUUUGGUAGCAAGAGCAAGAGCUGGAAUCAGGAGAGCCUAGGCUUGGAAGGCAUGAAGCUCGCAUGGAUUGGUGACGCGAACAACGUGCUGUUCGAUCUUGCCAUUGGUGCCGCCAAGCUGGGCGUAGAGGUCAGCGUGGCCACACCAAAAGGAUAUGAGAUCCCAGCCUUCAUGCGGGACAUCAUCAAGAGCACCAACCCCAACUUCAAGCUCACGGAAACCAAUGUUCCCGAGGAAGCCGUCAAGAAUGCUGAUGUGCUGGUCACAGAUACUUGGGUCAGCAUGGGUCAGGAAGCUGAGACGAAGAAGAGGCUUGCCGAUUUUGCUGGCUUCCAGAUUACAAAAGACCUUGCCGUACGUGGUGGGGCCAAGCAAGAUUGGCGAUUUAUGCACUGCCUUCCUCGACAUCAGGAAGAAGUCGCGGACGAGGUCUUCUACUCGCCCGCUUCACUCGUCUUUCAGGAGGCCGAAAACAGGCUUUGGGCCGCAACUUCUGCGCUGGAGGCUUUUGUUGUGCAUAAAGGAAACAUCAAGUCCUCACCUUGAAGGCGAUAAUCCCAUCUCACACGGUCAAAUACCGUGGAAUACCAGUGCACUGUUUGAACUUGUGCGCCCAACUGGUGUGGUCUUGACGUUUUGGCAUGCUGGCUGGAGCCUCAAGCAUUGGCAGCGAUCUGUCAAUGCGGAAGCUGAUCCAGAUGGCCAAAGGUCGCGUCGCUUCGCGAAGCAUCGAUGAGAAAGUUCUUGGACGGCUCCUCACCUGGGGCAUUUUUGAACGUGACCGGUCUCGUGGAGGUCGUCACAGGGCGAAUUGCCAUGAUCACCAGAAUCGUUACCGUCACGCGUAGAAUUUGUAGCGUAUUAGCGUGUGUAAAAGUUCAAUGUCCCUAUACACUUCGACACAA
This is a messenger RNA of Cercospora beticola, 1495 nucleotides long. RefSeq names its product ornithine carbamoyltransferase (gene ARG3). The record is from RefSeq and is a predicted model, not a curated record. Gene Ontology annotation, cellular component: mitochondrion. Gene Ontology annotation, biological process: L-citrulline biosynthetic process. NCBI's taxonomy places the organism in Eukaryota, Fungi, Ascomycota, Dothideomycetes, Mycosphaerellales, Mycosphaerellaceae. Gene Ontology annotation, molecular function: ornithine carbamoyltransferase activity; amino acid binding.